UAGAGGUUUCCAGCUUCCCUUUCGCCUCCCUCCCAAUGGGCUCCACUCUGGGGCAGGAGGGAGAGGAAGCAGAGCCGGAUGCCUGGGUCCCAAGAAGCAUGGUCCCUUCUCCCCUCCACCUAGGGUGACCCACUGUCCUGACAGUAGGGAGCUUUGUCUUUGACAUGCAACUAUCCCCUCCCAACCCUGAAAAAAAAGUGACCCCAUUUUCCCCAUUUGCUUUUAGGUCACCUCACCCGAGGCACCCAGCUCUCAGGGGGGCGGAUCUGCCUGUGGGUUACCCAACGCUGCUGAAGCUUCCGCUAGAUGCUCGUAGCCGCUGACUCAGCCACCUCGGAGCAGCCAGACGGACUGGGGUGGCUCUGAGAGAUGCCCCACUGCUGAUGCGGCUGGAGGAAGCUCUGACUAGGGCAAGAAGGUCCUAAGGAUUAACUACCCUUCUCUCGCCCCGAUGACCAACGUCACCUUCAACACCACUGCCCAGCCAGGUGCGCUGCCCCAGUUGCCCGGCGCCAAGCUGGGGCUGACCGUGCUCUCCUUGGCCUUCAUCCUGGGCUUCCCGGGCAACGUCUUCGUGGUGUGGAGUGCCCUCUGGCGUGUCCAGAAGCGCACGGUCACCUGCCUCCUCAUCCUCCACCUGGCCUUGGCUGACUGCGCCGUGCUGCUCACUUCCCCUUUCUUCCUUCGGCUCCUGAGCGCCGGAAAGUGGGAGUUCGGCCCUGUGGUCUGCCAGCUGUGCCACUAUGUCUGCGGCGUCAGCAUGUACGCCAGCAUCUUCCUCAUCACCCUCAUGAGUCUGGACCGCUGCUUAGCUGUCACUAAGCCCUUCAUCUCCCAGAAGAUCCGGACUGCCAUGGUGGUCAGGUCCUUGGUCCUGGCCAUCUGGAUUGUCUCUUUCCUCCUUGCCAUGCCUGUCAUUUUCUACCGCAAGCUGGUGCACAGUGGCAGGCACCUUCUCUGUGACCUGUCCCAUCCCACCACUGGCCACCUUGUCUUCCACAACCUUUUUGAGACCCUGACCGGCUUUGUGCUGCCCUUCGCUGCCAUCAUCUGGAGCUACUUCGUCAUCGGGCGCAGGCUGCAGGAGACCCGCUUCCGGAGGAAGCGCCGCACCAGCCGGCUCAUUGUGCUGAUUGUGGCUGCCUUCGCCCUCUUCUGGCUACCCUUCCAUGUGGUGAACAUCCUAGACGUGGCUGGGGCCCUGAGCCACUCCAAGGGUCUCAUCAUGGCUGGGAAGUUAGCCCGGCCCACCCUGACAGCUCUGGCUUUCUUCAGCAGCAGCGUCAACCCCAUCCUCUAUACCUUCACCGGCGGUGCCUUGAUUAAGUCGGCCGGCAUCGGCUUCAUGGCCAAGCUCUUUGAGGGGACGGCCUCAGAGAUGUCCAGCACGCGGCAGGGGACGGGGCGGACCAUCCAGCGGCGCGAGGAGGCCAAGUUGGAGGUGGUGCAGGAUGGGAACCCAGAGAGCAUCACCCUCUCCACCAACCCCCUGGAGUAGCCCUCGGCCAUGUGGGACAGGCACUCUGACAAUCCCACUGCAUCCAGCAACACCCUGGACUAGACCUGGGGACAUGUGGGACUGGAGCACCACUAAUCCCAGCACAUCCACCAUCACUCUGGACUAGCACUAGGGCAUGUGGGAUGGGAACUCCUAACAAUCCCACCUCAUCCAUCAACACGUUGGGCUAGUCCUGUGUCCGUGUGGAACAAGAAUGGAAAAAAUCUUCCAACUGGCUCCUUCAUGGAGUGAUGGUGAAACUAUCAAGAAUUUGCUGGGAGUGUGUUCGUUUGCUUCUUAUUUGGGGGUUGACCUGGUCUGAACAACCUUCCCGCAACACCCAUUUUCCCCUUCUUCACCAGCUGUGACUUUGCGGGAACAAACCCAGACUCCAACAUCUCCACCUUGACACCAACAGGAACUGGCCCAGCUACACCAGGAGAAUAAAUAGAUUUUGUGUAAAUAUGAAAAAGGGACUCAAGUCUAAAUGGGGAUAUAUGAUUUAGGGAGUGAAGGCACUGCCAUUGUUCUGUGGAGAGGAAGCACCCCGUCUGUUCAAGUGGCGGGGAAAUGAAAGUUGGAGAGGUAGAGGAGAACGGUUGAGGGACAGAGGCAGGUGGCAGGGGAAGAGAUGGAGAGAAACAGGGUGAGGGUGAGAGGGAGAGAAUGUUGAGAGGCUGAGGCUGGGUGAGUCCAUGUCUUCAGGAAGCUACAAGAGGCACUUGAGGCUGCACUGGCCCCAUCCAAGAGCAGGGCCCCCAUUGUGCCAGGCACUGCACAAACCCAUGGUGAGACAGCCCCUGCUUCUAGGAACUUGCAGUCUAAAUGGGCAAAGACAGGAUUAUUAUCCCUAUUUUGCAAAUGGGGAAACUGAGGCAUGUGGGAGGUGCAGCGACUUGUCAAAGGCAAUAUAGGGAGUCUGUGGAAGAACAAGGAAUAGAAUGCAGGUGUCUGGUGACCCAGUCCAGGGGCCUGAACCACAAAACCAUCCUUCCCCUAAGUCUAUUUUCACAGCCAGAUAAAAAGGGAAUACGGGAUUUCACCAGGGAGCUUUCCUAUCUCCCAUCUGAGCUGAGACGUGUGGUUGGCUGCUCCCAGUGGCCAGCUAGGGUACUGCAAGCCAUCGUUCCAUAGUGACACAACUAGAAGCAGCUAUUUUAAGCUCUGGCACCUGCUUAAAACCAGGGUAGUAAGUAUACGAUUCAUCCCUCCUAGGGGGCGCCAGCUCAAAUCCAGCCCCUACUUGGCGGGGGGAUGACCGGCUGGCUUAGCGGGUGGGGAAUGGGACACAUGGCCUAUCCCUGCCAGGGUUGCCCUGGCUCCAACCCAGCCCCUCAGCGUGUGAAUUCACCCUCUGUGUUAAUUCGCUUAAUUAAAGGAAAGUUUCCUUGUAGCCUGCUGGCCCUGGGAAGCUGUGCAUCCUUCACACCUGCGGUAGCAUUCUGAUUGGUUCCUUUCUCGUUAGCCAUUCGACUCAUUAGGCCCUGCUGCUGCCCCCUGCUGUGUGAUGUGUGUGUGUCCCCCUGCGGCAGGGGAUCAGACCUGCAGUGUGUGUGUGUGUGUCCCUGCCACCCCCUGCUCGGGGGGAAAAAAAUUGCUUAAUGUGUGUGCGGCGAGUGACAGAUAGCCACAGAGACACCGUUUACAAAUCAGUAAUGCUGUGCAUUCCUACAUGACCUUAAAUAUAAUAAUUCCAUCCACAAAAAACUAUGUUAAAAGACCAUUACCAAAGUCAGUUUUGCACAGGGCCCCUGAAUUUGGGCAUUUCCUCCUUUGGGCAUGCUUGUAACCUUAAUAAUAUUCAUUUAAUGUAGCUUUUGUGGGUGAUUUCCUGGAUUUUUACAAAAGCAAACGGAAAAAAACAAAUAAAACCAAA
Dermochelys coriacea (leatherback sea turtle) is the source of this 3374-nucleotide messenger RNA. It is a transcript of the gene LTB4R, whose product is annotated as leukotriene B4 receptor. The record is from RefSeq and is a predicted model, not a curated record. Gene Ontology annotation, biological process: phospholipase C-activating G protein-coupled receptor signaling pathway; inflammatory response; positive regulation of cytosolic calcium ion concentration. Gene Ontology annotation, cellular component: plasma membrane. Lineage: Eukaryota; Metazoa; Chordata; Testudines; Dermochelyidae. Gene Ontology annotation, molecular function: leukotriene receptor activity; complement receptor activity. The transcript is spliced from 2 exons. The coding region runs from base 452 to 1498 and encodes 348 amino acids.